UAAAUGGAACCAAAGAACAAUGUGACUGACUUUGUCCUCUUGGGCCUCACACAGAAUCCAAAGGAACAGAAAGUACUUUUUGUUAUGUUCCUGCUCUUCUAUAUUUUGACCAUGGUGGGCAACCUGCUCAUUGUCUUGACUGUUUCUUUUAGUAAGACCCUGGACUCACCUAUGUACUUUUUUCUUGCUAGCUUAUCAUUUAUGGAUGUCAUUUAUUCCUCUUCUAUUUCUCCUGAACUGAUUUCAAAUUUGUUCUUUGGGGAAAAUACCAUAUCCUUCCAUGCUUGUAUGACCCAGCUAUUUACAGAGCACUUUUUUGGUGGAUCAGAGGUCUUUCUUCUGCUGGUGAUGGCCUAUGACCGCUAUGUGGCCAUCUGUAAGCCCUUGCAUUAUUUGAUUGUCAUGAGACAAUGGGUGUGUGUUGUGCUCCUGGUAGGGUCCUGGUUUGGGGGUUUUAUGCAUUCAGUAAUUCAACUUAGCACUAUUUAUGGGCUCCCAUUCUGCGGUCCCAAUGUCAUUGAUCAUUUUUUCUGUGACAUGUACCCCUUACUGAAACUGGUCUGUACUGACACCCGUGUCAUUGGCCUGUUAGUGGCGGCCAACGGAGGACUGAUCUGCACAAUUGUGUUUGUGCUCUUGCUCAUCUCUUAUGGUGUCAUCUUGCACUCUCUAAAGAACCUUAGUCCGGAAGGGAGGCGGAAAGCCCUCCAGACCUGUGGUUCCCACAUCACUGUGGUGGUCUUAUUCUUUGUGCCAUGCAUUUUCAUGUAUGUGAGACCUGCUAAGACCUUCCCUAUUGACAAAUCAUUGAGUGUGUUUUAUACAGUCAUAACCCCCAUGCUGAACCCCCUGAUCUACACUUUGAGAAAUUCUGAGAUGACAAAUGCUAUGAAGAAACUCUGGAGGAGAAAUGUCACAUAUUGUAGUAAAUGA
Molecule: messenger RNA, 933 nt
Organism: Lynx canadensis (Canada lynx)
Lineage: Eukaryota; Metazoa; Chordata; Mammalia; Carnivora; Felidae
Product: olfactory receptor 4A47-like
Exons: 1
Coding region: 4-933 (309 amino acids)
Biological process (GO): G protein-coupled receptor signaling pathway
Cellular component (GO): membrane
Molecular function (GO): olfactory receptor activity; G protein-coupled receptor activity
Source: RefSeq, a predicted model, not a curated record